This is a messenger RNA of Nyctereutes procyonoides (raccoon dog), 1295 nucleotides long. RefSeq names its product mago homolog B, exon junction complex subunit (gene MAGOHB). The coding region runs from base 615 to 1061 and encodes 148 amino acids. The record is from RefSeq and is a predicted model, not a curated record. The transcript is spliced from 7 exons. Gene Ontology annotation, cellular component: exon-exon junction complex; catalytic step 2 spliceosome; nucleus. Gene Ontology annotation, biological process: RNA splicing. Lineage: Eukaryota; Metazoa; Chordata; Mammalia; Carnivora; Canidae.
AUGUGUGCCAAAUAUCUGAAGAACAUGCAGUAGGGAAUCUAAAGAUAUUGAAUGAUGCUCCCUGCAAAAAACCAAGCCAAAUGGAUUACUGCUUGUAUUUUCAGAGCUACUAUGGAAUAUUGUGGCCAAAUUUCUGUGGGCUAUUCUUGUGUAAUUCCUGAGCUUGGCAAAGUUGAUUGUAGGAUAUUCACUCGGUUGGUGAACAAACAGGCGUCAACAGUGACUAAGUAAACCACGGUUAGUAGAGAUAAAGGGGAAUGAUGCCACACCCACCUCGUGAGGACGGGAGGCCGCGAGAAUUAGAGAUUCGAGAAGGAAAAGCGACUCGCAAACCUUCAUUCUAAACCCUUAAAAAAUUAUUAGUUUUGCCAAUAUAAUAUGAUCUACUUAAUUUUGGGGGCGAAAAUGGUCCUCCAACCUUACUUAGUUAAGCAAAGUUCCUAUCGCCCCGGCGCCUCUGAGCAACUAGAGAGUCCGCCUCCCCACGGUCCUCCAGGGACCGGGGAGCGGAAAGGCGCGCCCGCAGUGACGCAUUUAUCCCGCGCGAUGACGUGGCUGCCAGGCGCCCGGCGGCACGUUGGCCAGGCCUUGGGCGGGCUUCAGGGGGCGCAAACAUGGCUAUGGCCAGCGAUUUCUACCUGCGCUACUACGUAGGGCACAAGGGCAAGUUUGGACACGAGUUUCUGGAGUUCGAGUUUCGGCCAGACGGAAAGCUUAGAUAUGCAAACAACAGCAAUUACAAAAAUGAUGUCAUGAUCAGAAAGGAGGCUUAUGUACACAAGAGUGUAAUGGAAGAACUGAAGAGGAUUAUUGAUGACAGUGAAAUUACAAAAGAAGAUGAUGCAUUGUGGCCUCCCCCUGACAGAGUUGGCCGACAGGAGCUUGAGAUUGUAAUUGGAGAUGAACACAUUUCUUUUACCACAUCAAAAAUAGGUUCUCUUAUUGAUGUAAAUCAGUCAAAGGAUCCUGAAGGCCUUCGAGUAUUUUACUAUUUGGUACAGGACCUGAAAUGUUUAGUAUUUAGUCUUAUUGGAUUACAUUUCAAGAUUAAACCAAUCUAAAUUGUAUGUUUUUGAAGCUGUUUUUAUAUUUAAUUAGGGGUUUGUCAUUUACACUAUUGGGAUUUUUAUAAAUGUGAAACUUUUUUUUGUAUGCCAACUAAAAAUAAGAAAAUACAUAAAUAGGCUAAUGGUUAUUCUCACUUGGGUCCAAGUGGUUAGACAGUCCUCACACAUGAAAUUCUGUAAAUAAAAGCAACCUUUUGUUGAGAGUUUGCUCUAAUAAAACAUAUCAAA